This is a messenger RNA of Macadamia integrifolia, 708 nucleotides long. RefSeq lists its product as uncharacterized. The record is from RefSeq and is a predicted model, not a curated record. Lineage: Eukaryota; Viridiplantae; Streptophyta; Magnoliopsida; Proteales; Proteaceae. The transcript is spliced from 2 exons. The coding region runs from base 279 to 509 and encodes 76 amino acids.
CCCAACUCACGGAUCUUGCCUCCUCUCACACCACCCGUCAUCCUCCUUACCCUUUCUUCUAUGGAUAUUUUUGUGUUUAUAUAUUUAUAUAAUACACACGUAUAUAUGAACCUCUCGUGAGUCAUGAUAACACCACGCAUUCGGAGAUCUGCCUUUGUUGGAUAUUUGUGUGGAAAUUAAAAGAAGGGUUUCAGUGGUUCAAACAGGGUCGAAGUUAGCGGUGACUUUUAUUGCAAAAUCGAAGCAAGUGGAAGCUUAUAAGUCAGGAGAGAAGGGAAAUGGCGUCUUGGGUUCGCACUAUCACAUCCCCAUUCAGAAAAGCUUGCACCUUCUUCAACAACAAUAAUGGAUGCAGGGAUAAGAAGUCCCAACCAGGGCAUGGCCAUGGGCAUGAUGAUAGGAUCGUAGAUUUGCAGGGUGAAGUGAUGGCAUGUGCUUACGAGGAUGUUCAGGUGAUGUGGUCUAUCCUCGACAGCUCCAAGCCCAGAGUCUGCAAAGUGAGGUCUUGAUGAUGAUGAAGUUCGAUGGGAAGCCUGCAAUCUUGCAUAUGUCCUCAUCAUCAUCUCCUAUGCUUGAUUGAAUGGAGUUCUAUAUGAUUUAGUUUGUAGAUAACUUUAGAUUAGAUAUAUGUGUGGACCUUGUGGGGAGACCUUUGUUAUUAGGGUGUUAUUGUGGUACUUUGACCCAAAUCACCCCUUCCCUCAUCCC